AUGUCAUCUACACCGACGCUUACGCCAUUGAAGCCUAUACCUAUAAAACAUAUCGAUCUUGAUUUAGAGAAGGAGUCCAAAGAUGAGAAUAGCAAUUUAUUGGCUAUAGCCAAGAAAUACUUAAGAUGGAUUCAAAAAUGGUCAUUAUUUCCAUUGGCAUCGUACCUCCCUUUACAUGGUAUCAAUACCCUCAUAAUUCCAUCUAUCGAACCAUCAUCUGCUCCAAAUGAUGUUCUAAUGAUGAUAAGAGAGUUGACAUCUGGAUUAGGGUCGAAAAUUAUAUGGACUGGAAUAGCUAUGCAUGUUCUAUCAGGUUUGGGAAUAAGAGUACUCAAAAUGUAUACGAGAAAACCUCCGAAACAUAGAAAAAAGAAUGAUUUAAGUCCGUCCGAAACGGAGUCAAUAGCUCCUUCAAAAAUCGGACUAGUAGGUGGUCUUAGUGGCUACUUUAUUGGCGUUAAACGGCAAUUAAAUUACAAUCCACAAGUUUUGACCGGCUGGUUCUUGACUCCUCUACUGAUUUUCCAUGGAAUUCUCAUGAAAAUACUCCCUCAGAGCUCUAAAGUCGAUAUUGAUUUCGAUUUCGUGAAAUGGUUACUCAAUAAAGAAAGAGGUUCUUUUGUAAGAUGGGGUCUUGGGUAUGGGCCUUUAAUUGCUUUAAUUGGACUGGGGACUUAUCAUAUCUUCAGUGGAACUGUUCAGUAUCUACAUAUCAGAAACUUAAAGACACGUAAAAGAAUUCUGAACUUUAUGAUUAUCUUAGCCUGUUCUGGUAUUGUCGGAUUAAACAGACUUGGCUCACAAUUGGUAAUUGGCAUGGACAGAUACUAUCAACCAAUAAUUAAAAAAUUGUUAGCAAAAUGA
This is a messenger RNA of Kluyveromyces marxianus DMKU3-1042, 864 nucleotides long. RefSeq names its product Mcp1p (gene MCP1). The record is from RefSeq and is a predicted model, not a curated record. The transcript has a single exon. Gene Ontology annotation, biological process: lipid homeostasis; mitochondrion organization. Gene Ontology annotation, cellular component: mitochondrial outer membrane. The coding region runs from base 1 to 864 and encodes 287 amino acids. Lineage: Eukaryota; Fungi; Ascomycota; Saccharomycetes; Saccharomycetales; Saccharomycetaceae.